GUCGAGAUAAAUUGCCCUCCCUUUGCCAUUACAGUCAUCUUUUGCAGAAAUCCUGUCCAUUACAGAAAAUAUACAUCAAUCUCAUCCAAAAUGGCCGAAGCAAUCCUGUCCCCAAUCCUAUCCUUUGCAAUAGAAAAUAUAGGUAAAUUGGUUAUUGUAGAAGCAAAGUUUCUACAAGGCGUUAGCGAGCAAGUCGGACUCCUUCAUGAUGAUCUCAGAUGUAUACAAAAGUUCUUAAGAUAUGCCGAUAAGAACCAGACCGCAAGGGACAUUAUAGAAGAGUGGGUUCCGGAGUUUAGAGCUGUCGCUUAUGAAGCAAGUGAUCUGGUUGAAGAUUAUGCUUUGAGGCUUUCAAUUUCAAGCAACGGAGGCUUUACAAGUACUCUAAAGAGGAUUGCUUGCAUCGCCACGGAGGGUUAUACCCGUCACGAUUUGGGCUUAGAGAUUCAAAGUCUGAGAACUAGGAUCUCUAAUCUCACCAAAAAAUUUGGUGAGUAUGGACCUGUAAUGGCCAGAAUGGAGGAAGGAGAGUCGAGCGCUCCAUCCAGGCAGCAGCAAUUAAGGCACACUUACUCCUUUGUGGCCGACGAGGAUGUGGUUGAACUGCCUAAUGACGUUCAGGUGCUGGCUAAAUAUUUGCUGAAUAAGGGUGAAAGUACAGAGCGCAAAAUAAGCGUGGCUUCGAUUUUCGGCAUGGGUGGUAUAGGCAAAACGACUCUUGCUAGAAAGAUAUAUCACCACGAAAGAGUAAAUCAUUAUUUUAAAGGUCUUGCUUGGGUUUGUGUGUCACAACAAUGGCAACCAAACGAUCUCUUGCAAGGCAUUCUACUCAAGCUUAUUCCUGAACAAAGAAAUGUGAUUGUGACGAGCAAACAAGAUGAGCUAGCAAGGCUGCUUCAACAGCACUUGCGAGCUAGGAGAUGUUUGAUAGUCGUCGACGAUAUUUGGUCAACGGAAGCUUGGGAUUGUCUAAAAGAUGCAAUCCCAGUUUCGGAGCAUGGAUCCAAAAUUUUGCUCACAACUCGUAAUAGAGAUGUGGCAGUACAUGUUGAUCCAAAUGGUUAUCACCAUCAACUGCGUUGUUUGACCGAGGAAGAAAGUUGGGAGUUGCUACGAAAGAAAUCAUUGUGGGAGAGUAAUGGUUGUGAAGAUUUGGACAAGAUGAAAGAGUUGGGAAAGAAAAUGUUGAAAAACUGUGGGGGUCUUCCAUUGGCCGUGGUGGUUCUGGGUGGAAUUCUUAGAACUAAAAAAACCCUCAGGGAAUGGAAUGCGGUGCAUGAGAAUAUCAAAUCUUAUUUGGUUAGGGGAGAAAAAAUUGGAAAAGAAGGAGAGGUGCCAAAGAUUUUAGCUUACAGUUACUAUGACCUCCCUUGGCAACUAAAACCAUGCUUCCUUUACUUGGGUAAAUUCAAGGAAGAUUCUAACAUUGGAGUAGAGAGUUUAUAUCAGAUGUGGAUAGGAGAAGGUAUGAUAUUUGACAAUGAUAGAAGGGAGCAAGAAACAAUGAUGGAUGUUGCAGAGCGUUAUUUGGAAGAAUUAGCAAACAGAUGCAUGGUUGAGAUUAAAGUACAUGAGGAGGGGAAGCGUGCAGUAACAAGGUUGGAGUCAUGUCGGCUUCAUGAUCUUGUGAGAGAUCUAUGCUUGCUCAAGGCAAAAGAGGAGAAUUUGUAUAAGGUGGUCGAUAAAAGAACUUCACGAGAUUCUUCUGCUGCAAUUGAUGUGCAUUAUGGUUUAGUCUUUCGUUUGAAUGCAGAGGAUAUCUCUGAACACAGCUUUCCGCCAAAAGAACAAACUAAACAUUUUCGCUCAUUCUUGUAUGAUCCGUUGUGUACGCAAUAUAAUUCAAGAUUGAGAAUGAUGUCCCAAGUCAAGAAUUUGAAGAUGCUUAGAGUUUUGGCAAUUUUAUCCUUCCAUGUGGACUCCCAAAAGUGUUAUCUCAAAUCAUCUCUGCGAUAUGUCGGCAAUCUUAUCCAUUUGAGAUGUUUGAGAUUGAGGCAGUGUGGUCCAAUAAACUUGCCAUAUUCCUUGGGCAAUUUAAGAUACUUGGAAACUCUUGAUUUAUCUGGUAGUUAUUAUUCUAGAAUACCGGACGUGCUAUGGAAGCUGCGAUGUUUGAGAUAUCUAUAUCUUCCGAUGCUGGGGAACCGUCACCCUAAGCUGCGAUUGAGCAAGCAGCUAGAGAUACUUGACGGAUUCGAUAACAGAUUUUGCUAUCCUGAAGAUGUAUGCGAAUUAUCGAAUCUCAGAGCUUUCAAAGCUACGGUGCAUAAAAAUCUUGAGGACCUGGAACACAUCAUCAAUCAUCUAUCUAAAUUGGACUGCAUGUGCUUUAGCUCACUUCUGAUCUGGCACUGCAAUUUGAAUGACAACAACAGAGGUUUGGCUGUUCUUUCAAGGGUGUUGUUUAGUAGGAAUAUUCAUGAAUUAGAGAUCCACGGUCGUUUAUGCAAGAAGUUACCGGAUUACCAAUCCCAUAUGUUUCCUGAUCCUGCAGGACUUACUCAAUUAAAACUGCAGAGGACUGAAUUUGAGGAAGACCCAAUGGCAACACUAGAGAAGCUUCCUAACCUGAGAAUACUGGAACUUGGGUCAGAUUCUUUUCUGGGCCGAGAAAUGAUCUGCCACUCAAUGGGAUUUCCCCAACUAAAACAUCUCGGGCUUAAGUCUUUGGGUAACUUGAAGCAGUGGAAGGUGGAUGAAGGGGUCAUGCCUAAGCUCUCAGGCUUACGGAUUGAUUACUGUAAAAAUUUGGAAAUGAUUCCAGAUGGGUUGAGAUGUUUAACCACCCUAAAAGAGGUAUCUCUAGGGGUCAUGCCUGAAAAAUUCAACAAUAGAAUUAGGAUAGAGAAUGGUCAACAAGGAGAAGAUUAUGAUAAAAUAAGCCAUGUGCCUUCAGUUAAAAUCCACAGAUGGGUUGGCGGAAGAAUAGGUUUUGAAGUAGAAACUGUUUGUCCAAGCAAUCCUGUUUAACGAAGCCCUGGGUCUUAAGGAAAAAAUUCUACACCGAAUCUCCUGGCUUUCCCUGAUCUCAUCCAAUUCAAAUGUGAGUUUCUGUGUCGCACAUAGCAGCUGUUAUGGGACUCCAAAUGAUCUGAAACCAGCAUGACAAGGGCCAACAAGAUUGCAAGUUGGUUAGAUCUUCUUGUGUAGCUAGCAUUUGUAUGUAUUGCGAGCAUCUUUACUUAGCUAUUAGGGAAAGAUACGAAUUUGUUAUUUGAUCCUUCACUUUAGUGUUUGAUUAACAAGGAGAUAAUGUGUCAUUAUUUUUA
Molecule: messenger RNA, 3269 nt
Organism: Coffea eugenioides
Lineage: Eukaryota; Viridiplantae; Streptophyta; Magnoliopsida; Gentianales; Rubiaceae
Product: probable disease resistance protein RF45
Exons: 4
Coding region: 91-2970 (959 amino acids)
Biological process (GO): defense response to other organism
Molecular function (GO): ADP binding
Source: RefSeq, a predicted model, not a curated record